This is a messenger RNA of Melanotaenia boesemani (Boeseman's rainbowfish), 2423 nucleotides long. It is a transcript of the gene ecd, whose product is annotated as ecdysoneless homolog (Drosophila). The record is from RefSeq and is a predicted model, not a curated record. Lineage: Eukaryota; Metazoa; Chordata; Actinopteri; Atheriniformes; Melanotaeniidae. Gene Ontology annotation, cellular component: nucleus. The transcript has 14 exons. Bases 189 to 2195 code for a protein of 668 amino acids.
CAGUAGAUUUUUGGGGCAGUCGACUAGAAAUUCUGAAAGGACCUAAAUAGUCGCAGAUGGCGUUGUUACAACGCACAGACAUAUUACCAGACCUUGAUAUUGAACCCUUCAUUGUUAUCGUUUCGCUUCACGUUUACAUAUAUUCUCACUUUUAGAAACAAGACGAGGUUUUUUAGAUAAGACUAAUAAUGGACGCCCUGCAAAGGAGGAUGAUUCAGGAGGAUAUGGUUGAGUACAAACUUUUCUUGCUCCAGCCUCACGGUUCAGAUUUUCAAAGGACUGAAGAACGCCUUCAAUAUCUGAUAGAAGAGAUCUUGGCAAAAGUUGCCCCUCUUUUAACACAAUACAUCUGGCAGCAUCAAUCAUUCAACCUGAAGUAUUAUCCUGAGAAAGGAGAUUUUCCUGCUCACAUUGGGGGGAGCACUCAGUUUGGAGACAAUGUUGAGGACGAAUGGUUUAUUGUCUACCUCCUGCAGCAAAUCACUGAGGUUUUUCCAGAUCUUGCAGCAAGAGUUGAGGACAAUGAUGGGGAGUUUCUUCUCAUUGAAGCAGCAGAUUAUCUUCCCAAGUGGCUGAAUCCAGACACCAGUGAAAAUAGAGUCUUUCUGUACAGGGGAGAGCUGCACAUCUUGCCCUGUCCCUCCAAAUCCAGUGCAGAGGGUUUCCCUUAUGAUGUGGUACCCAGUGUAGUGCAAGCUCUGGCACUACUUUCUACUCAACCAGAAGCAUGCAGGCCAAACUCCAAGAUAUGUUCAGCCGUGAGGAAACGGCUACAAGGGUACCCAGAGAAGAUUAAAAGUGGUCUCCAUCGUGCCCACUGCUUCAUACCUGCAGGUAUUGCCACUGUGUUGGCACAGCGACCAGAUCUGGUUGCACCUGCAGUUUCAGCUUUCUACCUGCGGGAUCCUGUGGAUCUGCAGGCCUGUCGGAGCUUCAAGACCUUUCCUCCUGAAACAAGAGUCCUCACCUUGGUGACAUUCACCCGCUGCCUGUAUGCCCAGCUGCAGCAACAGCAAUUCACUCCAGACCGAAGAAGCGGAUUUAACCUGCCUCCUCACUCUCAUCCACAGUACAAGGCUCAGGAGCUUGGCAUGAAGCUGGCGCAUGGCUUUGAGAUCCUGUGCUCUAAAUGUAGAUUGCCAUCUUCAGAGCCUAAUGCACCAGUCAGUUGCAAUCCUCAGUGGAAAGGCUUUUUGGAAAGUCUUGAAAGAAAUGGCUACUUCCGGGGAGAAUUGGAAGGUUCGGUCCUUUACAAAGAACUUUCAAGGUCUGCAGAAAAUUUCUUCAAACUCUCUGUUGCCUCAAAAUCCAGCAUUCUGUCCCCGGGGGAGGAGGUUCUCCAGGUGCUGCACAGCUGCAGUCCAUUCAACUUGGAGGAGAUGAAGAAACUCGAGUCACAGCUCCCCCAAGAGGACAGUGACAGCUGGCUGGAUCUCACAGCUCAGGAUCUGGAGGAGCUGCUGCAGGAAAGAAGCUGUAGCGGAGCUGAUGUUAGCAGCAAAAAAUCCUGCUCCACUAAACAGACACAGAACAUUAGGGAUGCAGAGGAGAGAGGAAAGGAUAAGGAAGACAACAAGGAGGAAGAGGAGGCUGGUUACAGCCUGGUAGCAGUCAGUCAAGGACUGAAGAAUUUCCUUAAUGCCAUGUCGUCUCAUGAGGGGGCUGAACUUCCUUGGAGCAGUGCAACUCAGCCUUUUAGUUUUGACCCAGACUCUGUGACCAACUCCCUGGACAGACUACUGGGAAGCAAAGAUGAAGAGCUAGAUUCAGACGAUCUGGAAGAUGAAGAUUUUGAUGGAGAAGAUGACGAAGAAGUGGAAAAAAAAGAGGAGGGUUCCUCUAAUCAGGCAGAUAUGAGUGGGACAGAAACUCUGGACAGCCUCAAAAGAUACAUGGACCAAAUGGAUCAGGAGCUGAUGAGCACGAAUGUAGGACAAAGCUUCAGUCAAAGGAAUUACAACAAGACGAGCUUGGACAACGGCUCCUCUCAUUCAUCUACUGGAGACGGUCUCUCGAGGGAGGAUGGAGGAGUGGAAGAGACAGAAGAAGAGGAGAUCCAGCCUUUAGAUGUGGAUGUCAAUUUAGUCGCAAACCUGUUGGAGUCUCUGAGCUGCCAGGCUGGGCUGGCCGGACCCGCUUCCAACCUGCUCCAGAGCCUGGGCAUACACCUCCCACCCAAUUCUGAUCCCUCAUAGAGGACAAGAGGAAGUGAGUUUAAUGAGGUGAUAAAUGACAGGCAGCCAUGUCCAGCUGAUAACUGCCUUUAUUACAUAGAGCUGCAUGAAUUUCACAUUCAAACUCUGUAUUUAAAAUUGUAUAUUGAAGACAUUUCCUGUAACACAGCUUCAAAAAUAUAUUAAGAUGUUAUAAAAUCUGAAGUGUUUACUGUUGAGAUAAAAUAUAGCACUGAAAACAAAAGGAAA